AUGUGUAACUCGGCCGACGAUUCUUACGUACAAAAGCUAGGUUAUCUGCAACUCGGGGAUGAACCCAUUGACGCCGGCGGUGCAUCGGGUACCGGUAGGGUCACGGGAUCACGACCUGAGGCCCAGGUACCCGUGUCAAGAAAUACCAUAACAAGAACGGAUACCAGAGUGUCUGGUAGACCAGUUGGUGCUAUUGAAAGUUUCAUUGAAAGUAAUACUGAUACUUGUAGACAAUCAACAACUGAUUACAAAUUAUAUGAACGUGAAAAUAUAAUAGCUGCAUCAAGAUUUGCCACACCAAAACCUGUGGAACAAAUCAGUGCUCAGCAACAAAAUCAAAACCGUAUCAGUCAUCAACAAGCACCGGUAUAUGAAAAUAUUGACUACUAUCCGCAACAAAAUCAACCUCAUCCUCCUUAUUAUCAUCCAGUGGAAUCUAGAAAAAGUCCUAAAAGUAGUCCAAGAGGUUCAUUAGCAAGUGAAUCUUAUGAACCCACUUUUAGAAAAGCACAACCACAAGUGCCUACUGGAAAUCGUUACCAAUCUGCAUCUCCAGCAAAAGAAUUACCUCCAUAUGAGGCACCUCCUGUAUAUGAAAAUAUUCAAGAAGUACAUUUCCCAGAUAAUACACAAAAUAAACCUGGUCCACAAGUUCCACCAAAUUAUUAUCAUCCAGCUACAAUUAAUGGUGGUGAUUAUGUUGUCAUGACUGGUAAAGUAGGUCAAACGCAAAAUCAGAGAGGUAUAACACAAAGUUUAUCAUAUACACAACAAAGAGGAAGUAAUAUACGUGGUCAAAGUUAUGAUGGUUCAAGUUUACAACGAUGUGUUGACUCCUCUACAUCAAGGUACUUACAAGGAUCUUCUUCAUCUUUGGAUCAUCAGGCUGGUAGAAGUGCUUAUGUUCCACCAUCUGAAUUACAAACACCAACCAGAAAUUUUAAUUAUAAUUCUGAACAACAACAACAUUCUCCCAGAUCAGGACUUCCUUACCACAGUGAGUCUCCACCAAUCCGCUUACCUCCAGAACCUCAUCAUUAUCGUGGUACUCUGGAUAGUUCAAUAAGUGGACAGCAUGGAUUUAGAGCUUCAAAUCAUAUAGAGAGCGUACAACAACCACAAUAUCGUCAGGAUAGUCCUCAAAAUUAUAAACCAUACAUAGAAUCAAAUACAAGAAGUACAAAUGCAAAUAUUACAGGAGAAACUCAAGCUAGAAACUCACCUGUUUACGGUGUGAGGCAAGCAGAGCAAUCUGCUUGCCGUAAUUCUCCUUGUUAUUCUCCAAAUAGAGUGUUGCCACCAAAUGAAAGAAAUUAUCAUCAUCAAGAACCUAGAGCAGAUUUUCCUGCCAGAAAUUCUCCAAUUUAUUCUUCUAAUAGAUCAACAGAGCAUUUAAGAUUAAGUAAUUUACAAAAUGACAGAAAUUUUGUUCAGGAAGUACCUGAUCCUUCUGAAACAUCAAAACCAUCUCCUAUGUAUUCACCUAGCCGUAAUGAUAAUUCCAGAAUUGUAACUAAUAACAAUAAUAUAAGAGGUUCUCCAAAAUCAAGUCCAACUCACAAUCAAAUAUCAUCUGAUACAGUCGCACAAAACGUGAUUAAUUCACCAAGACAUGUAUCACCAUCUUCCACGAAUAAUAUCGGAAGUCCUCUACGUGGUCAAAUACAAACACCAGUGACUACUGGUACACCUACCACUACAGAAUCUGAUCCAAAUAUUCAUGGACCUAGAAUUACCAGUCUCCCUCCAGGAGUGACCAGUGGUGUGGCCGGUCCUGUCUUUUUAAACGCUGGCGUACCUGUGCUACAAAGGCCAUCCGAACCUGAACCAGAGGAAAGAAAGUCAGUCAGUCCACCAAUGAAACCAUCUGGCAAGGGAUUACUACCCUACAAUGUCAUACCACCGAGACCUUCCGGGCCCACCGAAGCGGAGAGAAAAAUAGAAGAGUUGACGAGACAACUCGAGGAGGAGAUGGAAAAGCAAGAAGAAGAAGGGGAAUACUUUGGUAUUUGUCAUACAUGCGGUGAAAAAGUUACUGGAGCUGGCCAAGCCUGCCAAGCCAUGGGGAACCUUUAUCACACAAAUUGCUUUAUAUGCUGUUCGUGUGGAAGAGCGUUACGUGGCAAAGCAUUUUAUAAUGUUCACGGAAGGGUAUACUGUGAGGAAGAUUAUCUGUAUUCUGGCUUCCAACAAACCGCCGAGAAAUGCGCAAUCUGCGGUCACCUCAUCAUGGAAAUGAUAUUACAAGCAAUGGGGAAGUCCUAUCAUCCAGGAUGCUUUAGAUGUUGCGUUUGCAACGAAUGUCUUGACGGUGUUCCCUUCACCGUGGAUGUUGAUAAUAAAAUCUAUUGCGUAAACGAUUACCACAGAAUGUUCGCACCAAAAUGUGCUUCCUGUGGUAAAGGAAUCACUCCAGUCGAAGGCACAGAGGAAACCGUAAGAGUCGUUUCCAUGGACAAAGAUUUCCACGUAGAUUGUUACGUUUGUGAAGAUUGUGGCAUGCAAUUGACCGAUGAACCGGACAAACGAUGCUACCCACUCGAUGGUAGACUUAUGUGUCGUGCGUGCCACAUCCAACGCAUAUCCCACACGCAACCCAGGGCACCACAGCCAGUAUCAGCUAGCUAUCAAUUUAUGGGAUAAGUUAAGUUAACAAAUUUUAAAUUGAAUGUUUAAAAUUGAACUGCGCUCGCGUAUCGAUCAUCCAAUGAUGAAUAUCAUAAGAACUGAUUAAACAAACCGACCUAAUUAAUAAUAUAAAACUUACGUAUGUCUAUCAAAGUAUCAAAAGUUUACAAAGUAGAAAUUCGUAGAAAACACAGAUGUUAAUAUUUAUGCAAUAUGAUUAAUCUAUAUCUAUGAAAAUAAUAUAGCUUUAUUGUUCCUCUAUAACGUGAGACGUUGACAUAACCUAGCAAGACUGGAUACAGAAUUGAAAUAUUUAAGGCGCGUAGAUACUUACAGAAAUUGUCUGCAGAUCUAUAUCGAGUCUGCAGUCUAUAUCGAGAAUAUAUAUCUGAAAACAAUAGAAAGAGUCUUGUUGGAUAUAUAUAUAUAUAUAGAUACAAUAAUUAAUAUAGUAUGUAUAAGAACGAUGCAUGUAUAUUGACUGCAGACGAUAUCUAUAAGCUUAAAACGCCUUUAUACAUACACUGCCUCUUGGGAUCAUUUAGAUUUUAUAGUCAGGUCGAUGUUUGAUCUUUUUUAACAAUAUACGUAUAUAUCCUUGCGAUCUACAAGAAACAAUUUUCCAUUGACAGCUAUUAAUAUAAGUUAACGGUAUAUUUAAUAUAUGUGCUCUUAUUUAUUUUGUUUAAGGUACUGCGACAAUGCAGUAAUCUCGUUAGGAUGAACGAGUUGCGCAGGCAACUGUGAUAUAUUAGCAUAAUAAUUACAUCGUCGUUAAGCAAUGAUUCCUUAUUUUAGUUCGUGUAUAUAGUAUGUGCACAAUUUUAUCAGAUCGUGUCCGUUUUUUCCUUUUUUUACAAUUAAGAAUUUGGAUUCGCCUCGGUAUGAUGGUCUACAAUAAAUAUACCGUAUUAUUACCAUAUUCGAUGUAUCGCGUUUGUUAACAGUAUUUAUUACGACAAUACAUCAUAUAUCAAUUACUAUUUACAAUUAUUAUCAAAAAUUUCAUUUAAUACUCUUUGACGUUUAUGAUUAUUACUCAGGAAUUUUAAUAAUACAAUCAUAAUGUUAUUGUUGGAAAUUUAUAUAAAUCUUAAUAUUUGAAUUUAGGAAUAUUCGAUAUAUUAAAGAUGAAUAGAAUUUUAAGAUGCUACAACGCACAAAAUGUGCUGCCAAAAAAAAGCUUCUCUAUAUCUGAUUAAUAAAUACUUCUGCGUGUAGAUAACAUAGGCUGAUGAUAAGUUGCGUGUAUUGUAGAUGAAAAGUACAAUGUUAUUUAAAUGUAUGCACGGUAUGUAAAGUAAAAAAACAUCCGUUCAAUAAAGAAAGAUAUAUCUGA
Molecule: messenger RNA, 3967 nt
Organism: Apis cerana (Asiatic honeybee)
Lineage: Eukaryota; Metazoa; Arthropoda; Insecta; Hymenoptera; Apidae
Gene: jub
Product: LIM domain-containing protein jub
Biological process (GO): cytoskeleton organization; regulation of DNA-templated transcription; response to hypoxia
Cellular component (GO): nucleus; transcription regulator complex; adherens junction
Molecular function (GO): transcription corepressor activity
Source: RefSeq, a predicted model, not a curated record